This is a messenger RNA of Lachancea sp. 'fantastica', 2943 nucleotides long. The record is from the annotation of a GenBank genome assembly. NCBI's taxonomy places the organism in Eukaryota, Fungi, Ascomycota, Saccharomycetes, Saccharomycetales, Saccharomycetaceae.
AUGGGAUAUGCUAUCAGAGGUCUUUUUAAAUCUGGGCUUUUCCAUUCCGGACCUUCAAAGCAAGCCGAUCCGAGUGCAACAGUGUCUGAAAUUGAAAAUGAAAGCCAGAAACCAGUUUCCAAAAAAGAGCCUGCUAGCUCAAGUACACUCAAUUCGAUUAGGGAAGAAGAACGGUGUGUGUCAGAGUCUUUUGCGGGCACAUGCACCUCGAGGGAGAGCUCAGAGGGUCCUUCGAAAAGCGCAAAAGGCGUGACAUUGCGCGGGCUUAAAAAACGAAUUGCCAGCUUCCCCGAUUUGAAGUUCCGCUCUUCGUCCAGCGUUUCAAGCGCAGGAACUGAUCAACAGGAACCUAACCCUUUGUCAAAUGAAAACCUGGAGCGGCCACAAAUGAUGUCGAAAAAUUCGAACAUCAGCAUAGCUCAGUCUCCUCACGCAAGCACCCGGUCCUUGGAGAAGUCUCCUAUUAUCAAUGUCACGUACGACAGUUUCACGAGCCCCGAGCUGGGAUCACCAAGAAAGCAGCGAGAAAGCUACUUCAGUGAGCGUCGACAUUCAGGAAGUCUCACAAAGAUAAACACAGCGUCUUCCGCUACGUCAUCGUUGCGCGGAGGGAUGCAGACAAGAGUAAGGAAAAUGAUGAUGCGAUCCAACUCGGACGACUGCCAUUCAACUCUUUUUGCGAGUCAAAAUAGCUCGAGUUCAAGAGUCAAUGACGUCCAGGAGGCGGAAACGGCGGUGAGAGGACCUUCUUUUUCUCGUCAACGCAGCCGUACUGUUGGGGCCUCUGAUUACGAAGAUAAAGGUGUUCCUUUGAGAGUGAGCCUUGGAAAACAGAGAAUCAGGUCCAAUAGUGCGUCGAAAGAUAAUAUAGUCACAGACGUAACGACAAGAAGUUCAAAGACCUACUUGGCACCUCCGGUGGCGUCUAGUAACUUGAAACAGCAGAAUGGUCUUAAGCAGUCGUUUUCGAGCUCAAGGAGAGGAAGUCUUUUGGUGACAGCGUUGAGCAGUUUUGUGACACUGAGGUCGGCAAGCAUGUCAAGUAAAUGCUCGUCACAAAAGGUACACAAGACUCUCGAGAAUUAUCCAAAACCACCAGAGCCGGCGGACGGUGAUUCUGAAGAAAAGUAUCUUGAAACGAUUUCUUUUUACGACAAAUUCAUUGGUGCCAUACUCGCAGCAGAGGACGACGAUUUCAAAAGGUCCUGUCUGCAUAAAUUUAUGAAAACCGAGUUUGAUUUUAGCAUGGAGCCGCUCGACAUUUCUCUUCGAAAACUAGUGAUGUUUCUAGAGCUUCCAAAGGAAAGUCAGCAAAUCGAUAGAUUUCUUGAUGAGUUCAGUAAAGUCUACUACGAACAGAAUCAGGAUAGCUGUUACUGGAAAAGUGCGGAAGAAGUGUUUUUCCUUACCUUCUCAUUACUUAUGUUGCAUACAGACGCUUUCAAUCCUAACAAUAAAAUUAAAAUGACGAAGCAGGACUUUGUCAAACUAAUGAGGGAUGAUUCGACAUCAGGCCGAUCCCUCGUACCGAAAGAAAUUCUCGAGUAUUACUUUGACAAUAUAACCGCGAGAGAAUUUUCACAGUGCAACACUACUUGCCUUUCAGAAUCGAAGAAUCUGUCUCCCGAUGGUUCGAACAGCCAAGACCAUGCGGAAGUUAUUUACUCACCAAAAAAAAUCAUUCACGAUGGUAGCCUUCGAAAGGAUGAAAUAACGAGCUCUUCAAUUGCCAAUUCUGACAAUGUUUUGACACCGCUGAUGCAUUCUAGGCCCAAUAGCGUAUCAACAGUGAAUACGUCAACCACGAGAGGGGACGCCAUUGAUGUUUAUCAUCACAUCAUUAGUAACAGUCUGUCUUCUGUUAGGCUUGAAAGUCCAACGGGAGAUCACUCAAGUGAGGAUGGAGAACCUGUCGAGGAAAAAACGCGAAACUUACAGCAUUCGAAGUACAUUUCCAUUAUACAAGAGCUUAAAGGCGGAUACUUACGUCUUCUAAAAUUUUCGGUCGAAAACGUUUUGGGUCCAAACAUUAUAAACGUAGCUCCCAGCGAUAAGGAAGACAAUUUCAGGCAUCUCAAAAUUGUCCAGAUGGGAUAUAUCGAGGAAGUGCUGAUCAAUCGUAAAUUCUCAAUUGUGGGCAACGUCAACAGACUCGUAUGCAAGCGUUUUUUCGGCAUUCUAACAUCCUCGUGUUUUCUUCUAUUCAACGAUGCAGACUGGAUAGAGCCCAAGCUAGUGAUUGAUCAAACAACAAACAUCUCCAACUACAUCAUCGACUGGCCCGGAACCGUCCAGGCUGUUCAUAAUUAUCAAUGCGCGAAUCUAUUCGCAGCCGAGAAGAAUGAGCCAGAUAAAAACUCCAAAGCCGAAAGCAAGUUUGAUGAGUCUAGUGGUAAUGGCUACAUCAUGAAUCUUCACAGUAGCAACAAAAAAAUGAUGUUUGCAUGUCCUAGCCAGCAAGACCGCUACAACUGGAUUGAUGCGAUCAACAGCGCUGCAGCUCUUGACGGCUGCUCCAUACCGUUAGGGACCAUUCCCGACACGAUGACGACCGUACGAAAGCUCAGUACGGCUGAGAAGCUGGAGAAGUUUCGAAACAAUCGCUUGGCUCGCGAAAAAAAAUUCAAAGAUGUGAAGGCCCUGAUUCAUCUUGUAAGCCACACGGUGCCGGUAAACCCUAGAAUAAGGUCUCACAUGUCGGAAUACCUGACGCAGCUGGAAAAACGUUUUGGCUGGCUGAAGUAUGAAGCACUCAGAAGCGACGUGCUUUCGGAGAUUUUGCAGCUAGCUGAGGCCCAUACAAAGGAAGGCACUACAGAGAGCAACCACAACGACUCAGUGGACUCUACGUUCAUUUUCAGCGAGUCAUUAGAGCCCUGCGACAGCUCCGUCGGUUCCGCUCUAGAUACCACUUUCGAAGCUGAGAAAUUUUGGCCAAAUUGA